UCACAAUCUCCUGCAUAGGAAAACGUCCCAAUGAGCCACCGCCUUUGCUUACUCUCUCCACUGACAUUUAACAAAAACAGUGAAAGAAAGAAAGAAAGAGGAAUACUUGGCCUUGGGGAACUGAACAUUGAGACUGCAGCAGAACCUCAGCUCAAAGAGAUUCAGAAGCUCUUACUUAACCCUGUUUGGUAUUUCCAAGCUUGGGUUUUCUAGGGUUUUCUUGUUUCCAAGCUUUAUUUUUUUUCUCUUUCUUUUUGCCUCUUAAGCAUUAACCAAAGCUAGCUAACUAGCUAGCCUCCUCCUCCAGGUGGUGUGGGUCAGGUGGGGUUUGAAGCAGAGAACAUAUAUCUUGCCCUUUUACCACUUCGACUCAAGGGGAUAUAAAAAUCAUGCAGACGCCAAAAGCAAGAACAAGCUCCUUGGAAGUGCCUCAGAGAAAAUCUCCUGCAACACCUCGAACUGCUCGUCAACUGAAGACACCAGGACCUGAUUCUGACACAGUUUCCUCUCCAAAUCCUGCAAGUAAGACUCCCAAAGAUAGAAGUCCUAAGGUUACUGCACGCAAAGCAUUGAGAAGCCCAGUAUCUGAGAAGCAGCGUCCAAACAAAGUGUCUGAACUGGAAUCACAGCUUACUCAACUCCAAGAUGAUCUGAAAAAGACAAAGGACCAGCUGACUGCAUCUGAGUCAUGGAAGAGGCGAGCUAUACAAGAGGCUGAGGAGGCCAAGAAGCAGCUAUCAGCAAUGUCAGCCAAGCUUGAAGAAUCUGAACAGCAGUUGAUGGAAAUUUCUGCCUCUGAGGAUGACAGGGUGGAAGAACUCCGUAAAAUUUCACAAGAUCGAGAUAGAGCAUGGCAGUCUGAACUUGAGGCUGUCCAGAAUCAGCACUCAAUGGAUUCUGCUGCCUUGGCUUCUGCCAUGAAUGAAAUUCAAAAGCUCAAAGUUCAGCUGGAAAAGGCAUAUGAAUCGGAAGCCAUUCAGACUAAGCAUGCUGAAUCUGCACAUGCUGAGAUUCAGAACUUGAGAAUUGAGCUGACUGAAACUCUCUCGUUGGUUGACAAACUUAAGUCUGAGCUCACUGAUUGCAGAGAAUCUGAAGCCCAGGCUCUUGAAGUAGUUAGCAAAACCCAAAUGCAACCGGAAACAGCAAAUGAAACCAUAGAAAAGCUGCGUUCUGAUGCAACAAAAGCAACAGAAGCUUACAACACAUUAUCAUUGGAGUUGGAGCAGUCAAAAGCUAGAGUUAAGUCGCUGGAGGGACUUGUGAGCAAGCUCCAGGCAGAACUGGUUGGUAGUAGCAGCAAAAUAUCCAAGGAUCCCAAAGAUGAUGGACUACCACGGCAGAAUGGAGAAAAUGAGGAAAUACAGCAUCUCAAAACAGAGCUUAAUUUUGCAAAACUUGAAGUGGGUCAAUUGAGAUCGGCACUGGAUGCAGCUGAAGUCAGGUACCAAGAAGAAUAUAUUCGGAGCACAUUGCAAAUUAGAAGUGCUUAUGAACAAGUGGAAAACAUAAGAACGCAGUCAUGCCAGAGAGAGGCAGAACUGGGGGCAGAAUUAAAGAGAACCAAAACUGAUGUUGAAGAACUGAGAGCAAACUUAAUGGAUAAGGAGACUGAACUUCAGAGUAUUUCAGAGGAAAAUGAGGGCCUGAAUUUGAAGAUUGAGAAAAACCAGUCCGAUGAAAGAGAAUCUGAACUUGCAACGGAGUUGAAGAAGAUAGAGGCAGAGUCGACAGAACUGAAAGCAAAUUUGACAGCGAAGGAAACAGAGUUGCAUAGUGUAACCGAGCAAAAUGAAAUGCUCAAAAUGGAAAUUAAGAAGAGUGAAAUGGAGGGUUCUAAAGUUCGUGAUGAAUCUGUUGUAUUGUUAGCAGCAGCAAGGGCUGCAGAGCGCGAGGCUCUGAUGAAACUCAGCUACGUAACUGAGGAAGCCGAUAAGAGUAGCCGAAGAGCAGCACGCGUCACUGAACAGCUCGAUGCAGCACAAGCAACAAAUACAGAAAUGGAGGCUGAGUUGAGGAGACUAAAGGUGCAGUCAGAUCAGUGGAGAAAGGCAGCAGAGGCAGCUGCGGCCAUGCUCUCUACAGGGAACAAUGGGAAACAUGCGGACAGAACCAUAUCUCUUGACAGCAACUAUAACCCCAUAAUGGGUUCACCCAAUUCGGAAGACAUGGAUGAUGAUUCACCCAAGAAAAAAAAUGGCAACAUGUUGAAAAAGAUUGGUGGGUUAUGGAAGAAAGGACAAAAGUAAGAUCAGAUGCGGUGCAGGUUGCACAUAUUUCUGCCCUAAAUGUUUGACGGUUUCGAUAUUUUCUCAGGUUUUACGGAAAAUUUUCCCUUAAUUUUGCUCUUAACAUGUCUGGUUAGGGGUGAUUCCUCUUGAAGUUUCAAUGUUAUGGAAACUGUUAAAAGACUAAAACCCCAUUAAGAAGACUAUCUGUAUAUGCGAAGACUUGCGCGUUUUGUCGAGUUCUGCUUCACCUUAAUAUAUCUUUCUUGUGGAUUUGGAUCAA
This is a messenger RNA of Theobroma cacao (cacao), 2511 nucleotides long. RefSeq names its product ROP interactive partner 3 (gene RIP2). The record is from RefSeq and is a predicted model, not a curated record. NCBI's taxonomy places the organism in Eukaryota, Viridiplantae, Streptophyta, Magnoliopsida, Malvales, Malvaceae.